CUCCCCUACGGUGGGGCCAGGAGUACAUUGGCUGAGAAUAGUCGUGUAACCGCUAAGAUUUCAUGCAGUUGCAUGACUAAUCAAUUACAUGAUAUCCAACAUCGCUAAUCCAGAGAGUCCCUUUGCACACUCUAGCAAAUGGAUUCAUGAACAGAUAGCAACAACUUUGUGUAAUGCAAUGCAAGUUUAAAAGAAAUCCUUCAAAUGCACAGCACCGUCUAGAGCAGGGUUCUCAAACUUCACUGCACUGUAACCCCUUCUGUCACUACAUGACCCCAGGAAGGGGAUGGAGCCUGUGCCCCACCAUCCUGGGUGGGGUACAGAAGGACCCACAGCCUGAGCCUGCCCCAGGUGAGGCUGGAGGUGGAGCUUCAGCCUUGAGACCUAGUAGUAAGUCUAAUGAUUGCCCUGGGAAGCUCAGGUCACCACCCACCCAUAGUCUGGGAACUGGUCUAGAGUCAAACGCACAGCAUCAUCUGGGGCCUGAUCUGUCCGGAGCAGUCAGUCUGCUAAUUGUUCAUUUGUGCGCAAAAUGUGUUCAGCCAUUUCCCCCAGAGCCUCUCACCGCAUCCGCUCCAUAUGUCCUCCCCACAUUUCAGGAAGGUGAGAAGUAGUAAGCUGUCACAGGUUUGUCUCCUGUCACAGUUUGCUACCUGGGCAGGAAGUAUGGGAAAGGCAGAGACCAAAGUGUGAUAGCGAAGCAAAAAAAGAACACCGAGGAGUUAGUAACUGCUCCCAGUAGCAAAUAGUACCAAUAGCAAUAACAUUACAUUUGUGAGCUACUCAGUCAUUCAGUGACAAUGUGGCUUGCUUUUGCAGAGACCAAGGUGUAUGUGGGAAACCUGGGCACUGGGGCCGGAAAGGGCGAACUGGAGCGAGCAUUCAGCUACUAUGGUCCCCUGCGCACAGUGUGGAUAGCAAGAAAUCCUCCGGGAUUUGCCUUUGUAGAAUUUGAAGACCCAAGAGAUGCUGAAGAUGCAGUUCGAGGUUUGGAUGGAAAGGUGAUUUGUGGCUCCCGAGUGAGGGUUGAGCUGUCAACUGGCAUGCCCCGUCGCUCCCGCUAUGACAGACCUCCCGCACGGCGACCAUUUGAUCCUAAUGACCGGUGUUAUGAGUGUGGCGAGAAAGGCCAUUAUGCUUAUGACUGUCAUCGUUAUAGUCGACGAAGGCGGAGCAGGUCGCGGUCUAGAUCUCAUUCAAGGUCCAGAGGAAGAAGGUAUUCUCGGUCACGCAGCCGAAGCCGUGGAAGGAGAUCCAGGUCAGCUUCCCUUCGCAGAUCCAGAUCUGUCUCUCCUCGUAGAUCUAGAUCUGCCUCUCCCCGCAGGUCCCGAUCAGGCUCUUUAAAACGAUCAAGAUCUAGAUCCAGAUCACGAUCAAGAUCAAGGUCUGUUACGUGGCCAAGAAGCAGGUCUGGGUCCCAUGGUAGAUCUAAAUCUGGCUCGCCUGCUAAAAGCCGAUCAAAGUCCAGAUCCCCCUCUCCAAAAAGAAGUCGUUCACCAUCAGGAAGCCCGCGAAGGAGGAGUGCAAGUCCUGAAAGAAUGGGCUGAAAUUUCAAAGUUAACCUUCCAGGAAGAAUGUUAUUUUGUUUACAUUAUUAUAAGGGAUUUUGUGGUGUCUUUGUAAAUGGUAAGGGCUUAGUUCUAGAAAGGUAUUUCAAUCAGAUAGCAGUUGGUAUGGAUCUGGAUCUUUUUAAAUCUAAGUUAUAUCAGUAGACUAGUGCACAACUUGCUUUGUUGUACAUAUUUAACACCCUGUGAUCUGAAAAUGUGGGCCUCUCUUACUGACACUUUUUUAUUCACACAUUCAAAUAAAAUGUGUGAUUCUAACUAUAAAACUCCUUGUGGUGCUCUGCUUAAAAAAAACUAGUCUAUCCUAAAUCAAUCAUAUUCUUCUUCCCAGUUGAUUUGAAAUAGUCUCUAGUAAUGUGAACUUAUCUAACAAAAUUUUAAACACUGGCUAAAAUCCUUGAUAGCUCAGUUGCCAUAACUUCCUGUGACAGCAUUUGCAUGAGAUCUCUGUUCAUUGUAAACUUCCAGUGUAGAGAAAGUACAAAUUUCUAAUGCAUAAAACUUGUUUACCAAAAGUAAAUGUUUUGGUAGGGCACAAGCAUAGUAUUUGCAUUGCAGGUUGUCUUUCAAUAACAGUUUGUGUUCUGAGAGAGAAGGUAGCUAUAAUGCUUUUUUUCCCCCUCCACAACCCAUUUAGGGUCACUUAGUUUAAUCUGAGGAAAAACUGACUGAACUUGUGCAGUUGCAAACUGUUUUGCAACACAUUGCUAUCAUAGAGCAGCCUGUAUGCUGGUAGAGAAAACCUGUUUAGAUAUUAGUAAGAUAAAUUCUGUAGUGCACACAGCAAUAUGUGAUUGAAGAGCUUAAAAUGAAUCUUUUGUGAAACUCCCUGAAGCCCGUUGGUCUGUAGCUAGGAGCUGCAUGAAAAUGUGGCAUUUCAUAUUGAAACAGAGACUGGCUAUCCAUAGGUCUUACCUGGUUGGCAAAAAUAGUGUUAGAUGCCAGCACCCUUUUUAAUAGAUAUUAAAAAGUGCUAUUUUUUUAAUCUGGACUAUUUUAUAUCAUGUUGCUAGGUGUCAGUUUCAGCAUUUACGGAGAACUGUUUGGUUUUUUUUUAACAGCCACUAAAUUUGAAAGAGCAGACUUGUUUGGGCUCUAAUGAACUGGCUAAUGACAGAUUAUAAGUUUACAAGCUUUUAAAAACAAAAAGUUAUUAAUGUGGUACCUUAAAUAGCAAAACAAUCUUUUGGACCAAAAGGCAAAUUUUGGGUAACCCACAAUUUUCAGAUAACGGAUUUUUCAUUUAAUGUUAGGAGCCUCUUCUGUCAGAGAGAUGUUAGAGCUUCUAAGUAGUCUCCCACGUUCUGAAGAUAUUUCACUUGGCAGCUUUAUUUCUUGAGUGGACUGGCCACUUUCCUACCAGCUUUGAUGCCUAUUCUUGAUUUUUCUGGGGUCUGGUUUUACAUUCAGUGCAUUGUUGCUUAGCAACAGAAGCAUCGGCUCCCAUUUCUAAUUAUGCUGUGAUUGAUAUUCUGCUAAUGUCCAUAAAACAAGACUGCAAAAUGGGGAACAAGAAAUAACAACAUUGUAUGAUUCUCCUGGAAUAAUUCAGCAAAUAUACCCAGAAAUCAUUGCUUAGGAUGACACUCAUCAAUAUACACAGUCCAUUGUCUAGCAGUUUUACAGUAAAUCUAGUAAAAGUGCCACAUGAAAUGAUGCUACUGUAUUUAACAAGCACUUUCUUCUUCUGUACUGCUAAGACAACCUACUCCACAAUAAACCUGCAGUCUAAAAUCAC
Molecule: messenger RNA, 3306 nt
Organism: Pelodiscus sinensis (Chinese soft-shelled turtle)
Lineage: Eukaryota; Metazoa; Chordata; Testudines; Trionychidae
Source: RefSeq, a predicted model, not a curated record